CGAGCGAUGUCGUUUGAAUUUCGAAUUUAGUUUGGGAAAAAUCGCAAAAGAUUAUCAAUCAUUAUCAAUAAGAAAUGAAAAUUAUGUUCGGUUAUUAGUGAUAAAAAAAUCUCCUAAGUGUAUACUUUCGAUUGAUAGUAGUGAUCAGAAUACGUGCGGCGCGAUUACUUUGUUUACAACAAUCAGUUGUUUUAGUGUUGUCGAAUAUUACCAGUGUUUUAGUUUUAAUUACUAAUUUUUACAGCUGUAAUUGAACGUGUUGUGAUUGUGUAAGGACUCUUAAAAGGUUUUUGAGUGAUAUUUUGGUGGUUAGUGCAUCUACCGACGGAAAAAACAUUUGGAUUAUCCAAGUUUUCUUAAUUUUGGGUUUUUUCCCACAACAUAUUCAUAUGACGGCAUGUAUUUAGGUAGCGUUUUGACAGCAAGCACCAUUUCGUCGCCGUGGACGCCGGUUACCGGCCCGCAGGCCGAUUCCAACGGCCCGGGUUCGGAUACAAAGAAUCUGGAUGUUGGAGAUCUUAGUGACGAUGAAAAAGACAUGGCAGCGGCAGAUGCGGAAGGGGUGUGGAGUCCGGACAUCGAACAAAGUUUUCAAGAAGCCCUCGCAAUCUACCCUCCCUGCGGACGACGAAAAAUCAUAUUAUCAGAUGAAGGAAAAAUGUACGGUCGAAACGAACUAAUAGCCAGAUAUAUAAAAUUAAGGACAGGAAAAACAAGGACGAGAAAACAAGUUAGUUCACACAUACAAGUAUUAGCUAGGCGGAAAUUGCGGGAAAUUCAAGCAAAACUCAAAGUGGAUCACGUGGCCAAAGAGAAAGCUCUACAGACGAUGUCAAACAUGUCGAGUGCACAGAUAGUAUCUGCUACCACUGCUAUGCACAGCAAGUCAGCUGGCCUCAAUAUUGGUUUAACUCAUAACCCUGUAUCCUAUCCUGGAGCGCAAUUCUGGCAACCCGGAUUACAACCUGGUACAUCGCAAGAGUUUGAGAACGGGAGCAGAGUUUCCCGAAAUGUAUCAGGAUUAGAUUUUAUUGUUAAACCAUUUGCUCAGACAGCAUAUUCGGCAGGUAAACCGGCGACAGCAGUAUCCGCAGGAGAAGUUGGAGCCCUUCAACCAGCACCUCCGCCAGUAUGGGAAGGAAGAGCUAUUGCAACACAAAAGUUGAGGCUUAUAGAAUUUUCAGCGUUUAUGGAAUCACAGAAUCGAGAUGAAGCAUAUCAGAAACACCUUUUCGUACACAUAGGAGGACCAGCAUCGUAUUCAGAUCCCAUGUUAGAGGCAGUCGACGUUCGACAGAUUUAUGACAAAUUUCCAGAGAAAAAAGGUGGUUUGAAGGAGCUAUAUGACAAAGGACCUCAAGCCGCUUUUUUCCUCGUUAAAUUUUGGGCAGAUCUAAAUUCUAAUAUACAAGAUGAGACUGGUGCAUUUUACGGGGUUACAAGUUCGUAUGAAAGUAACGAUAAUAUGACGAUAACCUGCUCCACGAAAGUAUGUUCUUUUGGAAAGCAAGUCGUGGAAAAAGUGGAAACAGAAUAUGCUCGAUACGAAAAUGGACGAUUUGUAUAUAGAAUUCAUCGAAGUCCAAUGUGCGAGUAUAUGAUAAAUUUCAUUCACAAAUUAAAACACCUACCUGAAAAAUAUAUGAUGAACAGUGUAUUAGAAAAUUUUACAAUCUUACAGGUUGUAAGUAACAGAGAUACCCAAGAGACCCUUUUAUGUACAGCUUACGUAUUUGAGGUAUCUACUUCAGAACAUGGAGCACAACACCACAUUUACAGGCUUGUGAAAGACUAGCAGGUUACUGGUACAACUGUAACCUAUCACUUCAGUGCCUACACUCUCACAAUACUAGUAUUAUUAUCGGUUACUUACGUUUAAAAACAAACCUAGUUAAAAGAAAGAAAACACAAAACAAUGUAAAAAUUGUAUUCAACUACAUCUUCUUCUUUUUUUUUGUUUUUGCCCCAAGCUAAACUGUAUUCGUUUAUAUGUCUUAUUAUACUUUUUAUGACAAUCUUUUUAAUGUGCAUGCAGCUCAAUCAAUGAAAAUGGGUAACUUAGUAAUAAAAUUUUUACGGAAAUUACCUCUACAAUUCUUUUAAUUUAUUGCGUUCAAUAACUCUCACAUAAACACUGUCUAACGAGUGUUUUCUUAACAACGUUAUCAUCCUCGGAGAUAGAAAAUAAUCGAGUCAGUGUAAUUGUGAGUGUUGGUGUAGCAGUAGUAAACAAUGUCUUCAGUAUGAAUAUAUAGCUUUUUUGCUUUUUGGUGAUUUCGUGUCAUCCAAAAGUUGUAAUUUAUCAAAAAGUUUAUUCCAGGAAGGAUUCACAUUUCCAAAAAAGAUGUUAUCAGUACAUAUAAAAUAGAUAAAAGUAAUGUGAUUCAUUUAUAUAUGUAUUUAUAUUACAAUUAUUUAGUUAUCAUUAAAGAUAAAAAGUUAAAUUUAUUAUUAACUGGAAUUAUUAG
Molecule: messenger RNA, 2468 nt
Organism: Diorhabda sublineata
Lineage: Eukaryota; Metazoa; Arthropoda; Insecta; Coleoptera; Chrysomelidae
Gene: scalloped
Product: protein scalloped
Exons: 11
Coding region: 398-1795 (465 amino acids)
Biological process (GO): embryonic organ development; regulation of transcription by RNA polymerase II; hippo signaling
Cellular component (GO): transcription regulator complex
Molecular function (GO): RNA polymerase II cis-regulatory region sequence-specific DNA binding; DNA-binding transcription factor activity, RNA polymerase II-specific
Source: RefSeq, a predicted model, not a curated record